AUGUCGCAGCUCGAUGACCUGACCAAUCGAGAGUUGGCCGAAGAGAUUGAAGCCAUCAAUGCCAUCUACGAGCCCGAGACAAUCAAAGUAGAGAGCAGCGCGCCCGCGCCCACGCCCGCUUCAACCGCCGACCCUAAGGCCCCUCUAUCCGAUACCGCACAAACAACAGUCACUCUCCAGAUUCCCGGACAGCCGCAUCUCUCAUUUAUCCCAGGGUUCGGAGCAACAUACCCGGAAACACGACCUUCAAUUCUCGGAACCGCAUCGACAGCAGCGCGCGGCGAGGGCAAAAUUGCCGUGGAUAUACUGGAAGAUAUAGUACAGCGUACCUGGCAACCUGGCGCCGUCUGCCUAUUCGACGUGAUCAGCGAAGCGGUUGAAGUCUUCCCAGAGCUCAGCAUUGGAGGGGCCAAGGAUGCAGUGGAAAGCGCGGACGCCACUGCGCACGGCCAGUCGUCAAACCAACCAUCCGAUACAGAAGCGGUAGCCAGGACCGCAGAGGAUCUCGCCAGGAUAUCACUACGGGAUGCGUUCGGACUUGAGGACCCGCCGGUGUGGGUUCUCUCUGAUGUGAUUUCCGAGAAGAAAUCUGUGUUUUUAGGACGAGCCGUGCGCGUCGCCAAUGUGGCGCAGGCGCAGGCUUGCUUGGAGCAUCUCACCGCGACGGACAAGAAAGCUGCAAUGGCAACACACAAUAUUAGCGCAUGGCGUAUCAAGCAGAAGAAGGAUGGGGGGAAAGAUGCGGCAGAGACGCAAAUACAGGAUUACGAUGAUGAUGGUGAGACGGCCGCCGGCGGCCGCUUGUUACAUGUGAUGCAGUUGAUGGAUGUUUGGAACGUGCUUGUUGUGGUCUCGCGCUGGUACGGUGGUAUUCAGCUGGGACCGGCACGCUUUCGACUCAUCAACGAUGCUGGCCGUGAUGCCCUGGUCAAAGGCCGCUUUAUCGAGGAAGCAUCGGCGAGCUCGGAGAAAGGCAAGAAGAAGGGCAAAAAAUGA
Penicillium chermesinum is the source of this 996-nucleotide messenger RNA. RefSeq names its product IMPACT family protein. Gene Ontology annotation, molecular function: protein binding. The record is from RefSeq and is a predicted model, not a curated record. Lineage: Eukaryota; Fungi; Ascomycota; Eurotiomycetes; Eurotiales; Aspergillaceae. The coding region runs from base 1 to 996 and encodes 331 amino acids. Gene Ontology annotation, biological process: regulation of translational initiation. The transcript has a single exon. Gene Ontology annotation, cellular component: cytoplasm.